AUGUUUCACUCUUCCCUCACCGCUCCCCCUCAUCCCUCCCCCUCUUCCCUCAUCUUCCCCCGCCCUCCGCUCGUGUCCCCCCCGCUCUCCUCCGCUCGUCUCCCACUCACCCCUCAUCACCCUCUUCUCGCCAAUCAUCCUCUUUCCCCCUCCUCCUCACAACUACUCUCAUGUCACCUGCGCCUGGUGGUCACCCCCCUCAUUUUCUCAUCCCUCAUCCCUCCCCCCUCCAGCAGCUUACCUCUCAUCACACUUACCCUCUACUGCUCCUCCUGGCCUACCCAGGCUCCUCCUGGCCUACCCAGGCUCCUCCUGGCCUACCCAGGCUCCUCCUGGCCUACCCAGGCUCCUCCUGGCCUACCCAGGCUCCUCCUGGCCUACCCAGGCUCUUCCUGGCCUACCCAGGCUCCUCCUGGCCUACCCAGGCUCCUCCUGGCCUACCCAGGCUCCUCCUGGCCUACCCAGGCUCCUCCUGGCCUACCCAGGCUCCUCCUGGCCUACCCAGGCUCCUCCUGGCCUACCCAGGCUCUUCCUGGCCUACCCAGGCUCCUCCUGGCCUACCCAGGCUCCUCCUGGCCUACCCAGGCUCCUCCUGGCCUACCCAGGCUCCUCCUGGCCUACCCAGGCUCCUCCUGGCCUACCCAGACUCCUCCUGGCCUACCCAGACUCCUCAUGAAACUCCGCAUGGCCUACCCAUCUGACUCUGACCUGCCUUGGUAA
Molecule: messenger RNA, 720 nt
Organism: Closterium sp. Naga37s-1
Lineage: Eukaryota; Viridiplantae; Streptophyta; Zygnematophyceae; Desmidiales; Closteriaceae
Source: the annotation of a GenBank genome assembly